GCGGCAUAGUUCAAUUUCAAACUGCAACAAAUCAAAAAGCGUUGAACAAGCGCAAAACAAACAAAAUCAAACUUUUACUAAAAACAAAGUGAAAAAACUUUUUCAUAAAUUUUCUUGUGAGAACUGAAUAAAUUGAAUACAAAAGUAGCAAUGUCGUCUCUACCAUUGAUCUUGAGUUUGGCUGAUGACUUGAGCCGCUUGACACCAUUCUACGAGCCGGUGUUCUACACACGUUGGCCCGCAAUCACUACUUCACCCAGCGGCCGUUUACGUAAAUUGGAGAAGGAUUUACCACUAGCCACUGUGGGAAAGGAUGGUUUCCAAGCUAGCAUGGAUGUGCAACAGUUCAAGCCGAGUGAGUUGACUGUGAAAGUAGUCGAUGAUCACAUUGUGGUCGAGGGCAAGCAUGAGGAGCGUGAAGAUGAUCAUGGUUACAUCGCACGACACUUUGUAAGACGCUACGCUUUGCCAAAGGGAUUCGAGGCCGAUAAAGUUGUUUCCACAUUGUCUUCGGAUGGUGUCUUAACAGUUAGUGUGCCAAAACCGGCCAUUGAAGAUAAGUCCAAUGAGCGUGUCAUCCAAAUUCAACAAACUGGACCAGCGCACUUGAAUGUGAAGGAAAAUCCCGAGGAGACUAGCAAAGAAGAGAAAGCAAAAUUGUAGAGUCUUGUUUCCAUAUUGUUUGCAUUAUUAAGAGAAGAAAAGUCUGUUUAUAAUUUAAGUUUGUAAAUAAAUUUGAUUUUAGAAUUUGAAAAA
Molecule: messenger RNA, 756 nt
Organism: Zeugodacus cucurbitae (melon fly)
Lineage: Eukaryota; Metazoa; Arthropoda; Insecta; Diptera; Tephritidae
Product: heat shock protein 23-like
Exons: 1
Coding region: 151-663 (170 amino acids)
Biological process (GO): response to heat; protein refolding
Molecular function (GO): protein folding chaperone
Source: RefSeq, a predicted model, not a curated record